Messenger RNA from Canis lupus familiaris (dog), 4161 nucleotides. It is a transcript of the gene JAKMIP1, whose product is annotated as janus kinase and microtubule interacting protein 1. The coding region runs from base 1518 to 4013 and encodes 831 amino acids. The record is from RefSeq and is a predicted model, not a curated record. Lineage: Eukaryota; Metazoa; Chordata; Mammalia; Carnivora; Canidae. The transcript has 23 exons. Gene Ontology annotation, molecular function: microtubule binding; GABA receptor binding; kinase binding.
CCCCAGCGCAAGAGGGUCAGAGGCAUGGUGGAGCCAGGUGCUUCCCAGGGCGUCAUGGGGAUGGUGGCCCCGAGGCGGGUGGCAGUGCAGGUGUCAGAGGGGUGCAGCCAUCAUCAGUUGUCUGGGUCGGUCGGCGGGCCAGGCAGGGAAGGGGCUGCCUUAAUUCACUUAAUCUGUGCCACCGCCCAGGAGGCAGGACAGCCUGGGCUCGGGACCCAUAGGCAGGGAGGGAUAGAGCUGGGGCUCCACUCUGGAUCUGACUGACAGGCUUUCUGGGGAGGCCUGGGCCUUCGGGGGAGGGAUCUUGGUGAUCAUGGAGGGCUUCCUGGAGCAGGUGGGUAUGAUGCCAGGGCCCAGUGCUGCUGCCCUAUACACAUUUGGAUUAGACACACCCUCCCUAGGCUCUCUGGCUCAUCUGUGCACUGGGGAAAUGGGACCAGGGGGCCCUCUAAAGUGUCCCUCCCAAGUCUGGAGCUCACUUCUUCUCUACAUCAAUGUUUGCUAAGUAUUUUUCCCUUUAGGGAGCCUGAGGUCUGACUGCUGACACCCUCUCCCCCAAACUCCCUUUGUAGUUUCAGGAUGCCAGUGGGUGUCCAGGUCACUUCAUGCCUGCAAAGACUGUGCCCCGCCCACCGUUUUGAAAAGCUCUGACUCCUUCUGGCCACCCAGGCUGUGGAUGCUGCUAGGAGGUCCACCCUGUAGGGGAUACCACGAAACAAGCCCUGGGACCUGACAGAUCUGUGUUCAAAUCCCUGGUCUUGCUGCGGGUUCACUGGAAGUUUAGGCCUAUCCAUCCACCUCAGAGCCUCCGUUUCCCCAUUUGUAGAUGUAGAGUGAUUAUCUCACAGCCCUUCAUCUCCUCGGCCCCACUGCCCCGUUCCGAGUGGGUCAGGGUGAUGUGGUGCUUUUCAUUCCUGCAGUGAAACAGCUCAGCAGCCAGGACUGAUAAGGAGCUUGGUAAAUGUUUGGAGAGAUUCGAAAAUAGAUCAAAAUGUACAACACAGCGUAACUUAAGCUUUAGGACUUCUUCCCUGUCCCCUGCACUGGGGCUGUAAGUCCUCUGUGGUUCUAUCUCCUAAAAUGUUCUUACCCAUGGCUUGCUUCUGGCCUCUUCUCCCCUCAGCAGAUGGGGACACGCUGUCUCCAUCUCCAGGGAGCCCCCUCCAGGCAGCCUUCCGUGUGGAGCCUGAGCAACUAAUCUGAAGUGCAUGUGUCCAACCUUGUAGAAACCUCUCCAUGGCUCCCUGCUGGGCUCAAGGUUCAGAGGCAGCGGAGGAUUGGCCAGCAUGGGGCAGGUGUGGGCAGGUGGUGGUCCAGGGCAGCGUCCGUCUGCCUGGGCAGAGCUGCGUGGGACAUCCCACCUGGUGCCAGCCAUGCUGGGGUCCCAAGUGAUGGUGGUUGACGCAGAGGACGAACUAAGCCCUGCACAACUGGUUAGCGUGGCGGAGCCUGGAGCGGCACCUGCUGGCCGGUGGGCGUGAACCUCGGGAUCUCAGUGUCUCAACCCCAGAGGAAGUAUGUCUAAAAAGAGCCGGAACAAGGGCGAGAAGCCCGAGAUGGAGGCUGAUGCCGUACAAAUGGCUAAUGAGGAGCUCCGGGCCAAGUUGACGAGCAUCCAGAUCGAGUUCCAGCAAGAAAAGAGCAAGGUAGGCAAACUGCGGGAGCGGCUGCAGGAGGCCAAGCUGGAGCGUGAGCAGGAGCAGCGGCGGCACACGGCCUACAUCUCGGAGCUCAGGGCCAAGCUGCACGAGGAGAAGACCAAGGAGCUGCAGGCGCUGCGCGAGGUGCUCAUCCGGCAGCACGAGCAGGAGGCUGCGCGCACGGCCAAGAUCAAGGAGGGCGAGCUGCAGCGGCUGCAGGCCACGCUCAAUGUGCUGCGGGACGGCGCGGCCGACAAGGUCAAGACCGCGCUGCUGGCCGAGGCGCGAGAGGAGGCGCGCAGGACCUUUGACGGCGAGCGCCUGCGGCUGCAACAGGAAAUCCUGGAGCUCAAGGCUGCGCGCAAACAGGCAGAGGAGGCGCUCAGCAACUGCAUGCAGGCUGACAAGACCAAGGCGGCGGAUCUUCGCGCUGCCUACCAGGCGCACCAGGACGAGGUGCACCGCAUCAAGCGCGAGUGCGAGCGGGACAUCCGCAGGCUGAUGGACGAGAUUAGAGGGAAAGACCGUGUGAUUCUGGCCUUGGAGAAGGAACUUGGUGUACAGACUGGUCAGACCCAGAAGCUACUCCUUCAGAAGGAAGCUUUGGAUGAGCAGUUGGUUCAGGUCAAGGAGGCAGAACGGUACCACAGCAGCCCAAAAAGAGAGCUCCCCCCCGGGAUAGGGGACAUGGCUGAGCUCAUGGGCGUCCAGGAUCAACAUAUGGACGAGCGAGAUGUGCGGCGAUUCCAGCUAAAAAUUGCUGAGCUGAACUCGGUGAUACGGAAGCUGGAGGACAGAAAUACCCUCCUGGCAGAUGAGAGGAAUGAACUGCUGAAACGCUCCCGUGAGACCGAGGUCCAGCUGAAGCCCCUUGUGGAGAAGAACAAGCGAAUGAACAAGAAGAAUGAGGAUUUGCUGCAGAGUAUCCAGAGGAUGGAGGAGAAAAUUAAGAACCUCACAAGGGAAAAUGUGGAAAUGAAAGAAAAGCUGUCGGCCCAGGCAUCUCUGAAGCGGCACACUUCCUUGAAUGACCUCAGCCUGACCAGGGACGAGCAGGAGAUCGAGUUCCUGCGGCUGCAGGUGCUGGAGCAGCAGCACGUCAUUGAUGACCUCUCGCUGGAGAGGGAACGGCUGUUGCGCUCCAAAAGACAUCGCGGGAAAAGUCUGAAGCCCCCCAAGAAGCAUGUUGUGGAGACAUUUUUUGGAUUUGAUGAGGAGUCCGUGGACUCGGAAACAUUGUCAGAAACAUCCUGCAACACAGAUAGGACGGACAGGGCUCCAGCCACACCGGAGGAAGACUUGGAAGAUACGACAACCAGGGAGGAGGCCGACCUGAGGUUCUGUCAACUGACCAGGGAGUACCAGGCCCUGCAGCGGGCCUAUGCUCUGCUUCAGGAGCAGGUCGGGGGGACGCUGGAUGCCGAGAGGGAGGCCCGGACUCGGGAACAGCUACAAGCUGACUUGCUGAGGUGUCAGGCCAAAAUUGAAGACUUGGAGAAGCUACUGGUUGAGAAGGGACAGGAUUCCAAGUGGGUGGAAGAGAAGCAGCUGCUCAUCAGAACAAACCAGGACUUGCUGGAAAAGAUUUACAGACUGGAAAUGGAAGAGAGCCAGCUGAAGAAUGAAAUGCAAGAUGCGAAGGACCAGAACGAGCUGCUAGAGUUCCGAGUGCUGGAGCUCGAAGAGAGAGAGCGGAGGUCGCCAGCAUUUAACCUCCAAAUCACCACCUUCCCCGAGAACAACAGCAGCGCUCUCCAACUGUUCUGUCACCAGGAAGGAGUGAAGGAUGUGAAUGUUUCUGAACUUAUGAAGAAGCUAGAUAUCCUUGGCGAUAACGGGAAUUUGAGGAACGAAGAACAGGUUGCAAUAAUCCAGGCUGGAACUGUGCUUGCCCUGUGUGAAAAGUGGCUGAAGCAAAUAGAGGGAACUGAGGCGGCCCUGACUCAGAAGAUGCUGGACCUGGAGAGGGAAAAGGACCUGUUCAGCAGGCAGAAGGGCUACCUGGAGGAGGAGCUGGACUACAGGAAGGAAGCCCUCGACCAGGCUUACCUGAAAAUCCAGGAGCUGGAGGCCACGCUGUACAACGCGCUGCAGCAAGAGCCAGGGCGGAGGGCCAGCGAGGCGCUGAGCGAGGGCCAGCGGGAGGACCUGCAGGCCGCCGUGGAGAAGGUGCGCCGGCAGAUCCUGAGGCAGAGCCGGGAGUUCGACAGCCAGGUCCUGCGGGAGCGCAUGGAGCUGCUGCAGCAGGCCCAGCAGAGAAUCCGAGAAUUGGAGGCUAAGCUGGAGAUCCAGAAGAGACAUCUGAAGGAGCUUGAAGAAAAGUUUUUGUUCCUUUUUUUGUUUUUCUCACUAGCAUUCAUUCUGUGGCCUUGAUGACUUCAGUGAGCAAAGAACUCGGGAUAGAAAAAGAGCUUACGGAAUAAAUUGAAUCCCUACGACAACCCUAACCCCACUCAAACCAAAACCCAACAGCAAAACAAGCUACUUCAAGCCAGAGAUUGAAAACGGAAUUCACAUGUCC